Messenger RNA from Saccostrea cuccullata (small rock oyster), 549 nucleotides. RefSeq lists its product as uncharacterized. The transcript is spliced from 3 exons. The record is from RefSeq and is a predicted model, not a curated record. NCBI's taxonomy places the organism in Eukaryota, Metazoa, Mollusca, Bivalvia, Ostreida, Ostreidae. Bases 1 to 549 code for a protein of 182 amino acids.
AUGGUUGGUCGUUCCAAGUCAGAUGCCCUUGCGAAAAUCACCAAAAGAAGGCGCUAUAACAUUUUAGAUGCCAGUGAUAUUGACAAUGAUGAAUUACCACAACCACAAGAUGAUCAAAGAUCAGGUGACACAGUCUGUCCAGCAAAUUUUAAAGAAACAAACGUUCAACAUGUUCAGUGCUAUUCCACAAUGUCCCAGACAACAUAUGAUGUAGUUAAGCGACGCCAUGUAAAACUACAAACAGAAAUAAACAUUUUAUCUCCUCCUGAUGUGGAAAAGGUUUCUACAGGAACUCAGACUGAAGAGAGAAUAUCUGAAUAUCUUGACAACAGCUUCCUGACAUCCACAGAUGAAGGGGAUGACAAUGACACAGACUCAGACUGGGUUCCGGAAAGUGAGAAUGAGGAGCACGAUUCUGAACAAGACAUUAACCCUGCUAAGGAAAGAAAGUUUAUAGUUUUUGAAUCCUGCUUAGAUCAAUUAUUUACAUCUUGCUACAAUUGGAUGCCAAUGUACAUUAAGAAAGACUAUCAUAGGCUCAUACAUUAG